AUGCAUAACAAGCCUCGGGUCAGAGAGAGCUUUGUGAUACAAGUUAGAGGAGAAGAAUCAUCGCUCGGAAGACUCCCUCCUAAUCAUUCUCGAGCAUCAUCAUCUAUCACUGCUCCGAAGCUGAACCUCUCUUCCAUGAAGCUCUUCAACCGGCUCCGGAAGAUCAUCAUGCGCCUCGUCUUCCCGGGUUUCCCUCCCCGCAGCUCGUCUGCCUCGCCGGUGGUUGGGGCUUCGCGUCCCCGGAACAGCUGCGACAAGCCCGACCCGCCGAAGAGCUCGUUCAGCUCAUAUUACUCGUCUCAAUCCCACUACAACGAGGCGAUUGCCGACUGCAUCGAGUUCUUCAACAAGUCGUCAUCGUCUCAGGAAGGGUUUUCGGACGGGAGAAGAAGAUCUGAUGUUAUGGUUUGA
Molecule: messenger RNA, 411 nt
Organism: Syzygium oleosum
Lineage: Eukaryota; Viridiplantae; Streptophyta; Magnoliopsida; Myrtales; Myrtaceae
Exons: 1
Coding region: 1-411 (136 amino acids)
Source: RefSeq, a predicted model, not a curated record